Schistocerca serialis cubense is the source of this 2463-nucleotide messenger RNA. RefSeq names its product protein wntless (gene wls). Lineage: Eukaryota; Metazoa; Arthropoda; Insecta; Orthoptera; Acrididae. The record is from RefSeq and is a predicted model, not a curated record. The transcript has a single exon. Gene Ontology annotation, cellular component: endomembrane system; organelle membrane. Gene Ontology annotation, molecular function: Wnt-protein binding. The coding region runs from base 75 to 1703 and encodes 542 amino acids. Gene Ontology annotation, biological process: Wnt protein secretion; Wnt signaling pathway; intracellular protein transport.
GGUCGUACUCCUAUUGCUUGUGCAGAAGGGAUCGUUUGUGUGUUGUGUUGAGUAUUUGACGGAACAGUUGAUAAAUGGCGGGGGCGAUAUUAGAAAAUCUAAGUGGGAGAAAGCUGACCAUACUGAUAUGUUUUUUAAUGUUCUGUCAGAUUAUUUGUUUUCUGAUUGGCGGACUUGUUGCACCGACGCCGUCUACCGCAGACCACAUUUUGGCCACAAAAUGUUGGGAUCCUGAUCCCAAAAAUAACACCGAGAAGUGGUUCUACGCUCGAGGUCGCGGUAAAUGUCAAACAAUUGAUAUACACGAUCACACUGAGCCAAAUAUGCAAGCAAAUAAUAUUGUCUUCGUUUUUCAAAUUCCACUACCAAGAGAUAGUUUAAUGCACGAUUACUCGCGGUGGCAACAAAAUCUUAUUGGAAUCCUACAGAUUGAUAUAGUGUACCAAAAAGGAGUUGAUGAAAUGGAGCCGCGCGUUCCGUUGACGCUAAAUGCAAGGCUGGCUUAUCGAAAUAAAGGUGAUGCCGAUGACGACUGGAAAAGUUAUGCCGCUUCAGUUGAAGAAAGGAUCCUUGAGUGUUCAUCUGAUAGAAAACCUGGUUACAACUAUAACUGUUCAUUAGUUCCGUUGUUUGAGUUAGGUUCUCUUCAUCAUGAUUUCUAUUUAUUAAAUAUUCGCCUGCCAGUGGAUGCCAAUAAAACCAUUAACAAAGGUCUGGGACAUGUAGAAGACUUGUGGCUAGUUACCAUUAAUCAGAAUGGAGGUUUUACAAAAGUUUGGGUGUCUCUUAAAAGCGUAUUCUUCCCAAUAAUUAUUGGUAUAAUGGUAUGGUUCUGGAAAAGAGUGCAUCAGUUGUCUCGCUCCCCAGCACUUUUGGAGUACAUGCUGUUUUCUUUAGGAAUUGCACUAACUGUGUUGAAUGCACCACUUGAAUAUUUAACACUCUCAUUUGACAUGCCUUUCAUGUUACUCCUUUGUGAUAUACGGCAAGGUAUAUUUUACGCAACACUGCUGUCCUUCUGGUUGAUAUUUGCUGGAGAGCAUCUGAUGAUUCAAGAUACUGCGGAAAAAAAUACGCUGCGCACCUACUGGAAACAUCUGAGUGCUGUAGCUACUGGUUGCAUUUCUCUUUUGGUGUUUGAUAUAUGUGAACGUGGAGUGCAACUAAGAAAUCCGUUCUACUCCAUUUGGGAUACAGAACUGGGAACAAAUUUGGCCCUAUCUUUCAUAAUAUUGGCGGGUAUAUCAGCAGGAGUAUAUUUUCUAUUUCUAACUUACAGAAUUUGGGCAGUGUUUUGCAACAUAAGUGCUAAAAGAUCAGCACUGCCUUCGUUGUCUUGUGCACGCCGUUUACAUUACCAGGGAGUAAUAUAUCGAUUCAAGUUCCUCAUGUUAGCUACAUUGCUUUGUGCAUUAAUGACUGUUGUGGGCUUCAUUCUGGGACAAGUAUCUGAGGGUCGGUGGAAGUGGAAUGAUCAAAUAGAGAUUGAAUUCACAUCAGCUUUUUUCACGGGAGUCUAUAGCAUGUGGAAUAUUUACAUAUUUGCACUUAUUGUUUUAUAUGCUCCCUCUCACAAACAAUGGCCAUCAGAAGCAGAUAUACGCAGCAAUUGUAAUGAGGAGAUUGAAUUCAGCCGAUUAGCUACUGAUCCCAGUGAAAUCUCAUCUUUAACGUCAUUUGCAAGGAAAUCUGCACUUGAUUAAUGGUAGUGUGUUGGUUGGUUGCAAGGUCUGUUACCAUUGUCUUCAAUACCAGAAUCUGAUAUUGAACACAGUUUGAUUUAUGGUAAUAUGUGUACUUACAGGUGGUGUAAAUGUAGGCAUUUGUUCAAAAUGCAGAUGAAAGAUGUGGCAUGCAAUAGUGUAUUAGCAUUGAGCAUGAUUUUGUGUAAUAAUUCCAGUCAUAAUUAUAAUCAUAUAGUAUUACCUGUAGUUUAAAAAGUGAUUAAAAUUUACAUUUUCAAGUUUAUGAUAUGCCAAUGGGGUUCAUUCUCUGUAUGAACUAAUCUGAGUUGUGACAUUACUGACACUAUGCUAUGUUUAUAGUAUAGAAAAAUUUGUCAAAUUAUUAAGCACUUCAUUGUAAUCUCAAAUACAGAUCUGCUGUAUUUUAGUGGCUGUCAUUAUGUGUUUGAAGUAAUUGGCUUUUGUUACAUUACUGACACUUCAUUAUUUUUAUAUUUUAAAAACGUUGCUACCAAAUAAACAAGGGCUUAAUUGCAUUCUCAGAAAUCUACAUUUAACAUACUGUAGAGUGAGCUUAGUAAGUAUAUCAAUGAAGUGUGUUUAUUGUUGUUUUUAUGUACGUCUUUCAACAAAUGCAUAUUUAACUAGAGAAUCUCUUAUGGUCUGGCAGAUAAUUAUUUCAUUUCAUAAAUAUUCAUGGGCAUCUGCAGAAAUUUGUCAGGGGGAGGGGGUGCAAGACUCUAAAAUUGCCAUUUUAUUUUAAUGAUUCCUACAGUAU